AGAAGAGUGAUCCUUCCUAACAAAGAUUUUAAAGAAAAUGGAUUUUGCUUAUGUAACGUCUUGUUUUAAGAUUCCUACAACAUUUUGUAAUGAGAUACCUACGCUAAACCACACACAAACAAAAUCAGCUUCCUCUACUUAUGUCAUUUAUCACAUGCCUACAUAUCCUUCAAACCUUGCCUGAAAUAAAAAAUAAAAAUAGAAAUACAAACUUUUUCCAAUCCUCACAUUUUUUGUCCGACGCCUGAAAAAUGAGCUGGUGGUGGGCUGGAGCGAUCGGUGCGGCCAAGAAGAAGCUCGGCGACGACGAUGCGCCUCCGAAGCACGAGAGCGUGGCCCUGAUCGUCGGCGUCACCGGAAUCGUCGGCAACAGCCUGGCCGAGAUCCUCCCCCUCUCGGACACCCCCGGCGGCCCCUGGAAGGUCUACGGCGUCGCCCGCCGCCCCCGCCCCGCCUGGAACGACGACAACCCGAUCACCUACGUCCGGUGCGACAUCUCCGACCCGGAGGACGUCCGAUCCAAGCUCUCCCCCCUCUCCGACGUCACCCACGUGUUCUACGCCACCUGGGCGAACAGAUCCAACGAGGCCGAAAACUGCGAAAUCAACGGCCAGAUGCUCCGCAACGUGCUCGACGUCGUAAUCCCCAAUUGCCCCGAUCUGAAGCACAUCUGCCUGCAGACCGGCCGGAAGCAUUACAUCGGCCCAUUCGAGGCCUUCGGGAAAAUCGAAACCCUAGAUCCGCCGUACAGCGAGGAUAUGCCCCGUUUGGAUUGCAAAAAUUUCUACUACACACAGGAGGAUAUCCUGUUUGAGGCUGUGGAGAAGAAGGAGGGCCUGACCUGGUCAGUUCACCGGCCCGGAAACAUAUUCGGUUUCUCUCCUCACAGCUUGAUGAAUUUAGUCGGUACCCUUUGUGUUUACGCAGCUAUUUGCAAGCAUGAGGGGAAAGUUAUGAAAUUCCCUGGCUGUAAAGCCGCCUGGGAUGGAUAUUCAGAUUGCUCGGAUGCAGAUUUGAUUGCCGAGCACCAGAUUUGGGCGGCAGUCGAUGCCUAUGCGAAGAACGAGGCGUUUAACGUGAGCAAUGGGGAUGUUUUCAAAUGGAAGCACUUCUGGAAAGUUCUGGCCGAGCAGUUUGGGGUAGAGUGUGGGGAGUAUGAGGAAGAAGGUGAGAGUUUGAAGCUUGAGGAGUUUAUGAGAGAUAAAGGGCCCGUGUGGGAUGAGAUUGUGAGGGAGAACGGGCUGAGCCCGACUAAGCUAGAGGAUGUUGGGAAUUGGUGGUUUGUUGAUGUCAUAUUGGGGAGUGAGUGUUUUUUGGACACGAUGAACAAGAGUAAGGAGCAUGGGUUUCUGGGAUUUAGGAAUUCGAAGAAUUCGUUUGUGUCGUGGAUUGAUAAGGCGAAGGCUUACAAGAUUGUGCCUUGAGUUUUUGGGGUUCCUGUUGAUGUGAACUUUUGGUGAAUGUCUGUCUGAGUUGGGUAUACUUUCUCAUGUGUUGAUGUGCACUGUGAAUUUUUUUGGCCUUCCCUUUUCCUUUUGUUUGUAUGAGUGGUGAAUUUUUUUUGGCCUUCCCUUUUCCUUUUGUUUGUAUGAGUGGUGA
Molecule: messenger RNA, 1599 nt
Organism: Striga asiatica
Lineage: Eukaryota; Viridiplantae; Streptophyta; Magnoliopsida; Lamiales; Orobanchaceae
Source: the annotation of a GenBank genome assembly